Spodoptera litura is the source of this 1280-nucleotide messenger RNA. RefSeq lists its product as uncharacterized. The record is from RefSeq and is a predicted model, not a curated record. Lineage: Eukaryota; Metazoa; Arthropoda; Insecta; Lepidoptera; Noctuidae.
UCGAGGCUUUGAUAAUCUGUACCAUUGACAAAAACUACUCUUUGUAAUCCUACUCCAUGACUACCAAAGAUAAUUAACAAGUUAAUGUUUUUUUAAUUCAACUGACAAUGUUUUUAUAAUGACAACGUUGAUCUGAUUAUUGUGACAUAUUUUUUUACUAUUUUUCGUGGUUUUUUACAUUCUAUAGGUACGUAAUUGUUAUAAUGCAGGGCGUUAAGAUAUGCAACGAUUUAUUUUCUCCAAGGAAUUUGAAAUGUGUUACUAUUAACAAUUUUGGGCCGAACAGUGACCACAAGAACUUCAUAAACAGCGUCCAAAACGUUCGCAACACUCUCGGCUCUUUAGAAAGAAGUAUCGGGAAGUCCAAAGAGUAUGAACAGAAGUUGUUACAGUGUAGAGGGUCUCACUCGCAUUCCCACGGAGUCAAUGAUUGGUGGGACAGUGAUCACUCAGAGGAGAAGAGUUUCAAGUGUAAUACUACCACCACAAGCAACAGUAAAUCAAGUGAAAGCAAUGAAGACUACACAGACACCUGGUCUACCAUGAGUAUAGUGUGCCUGCAGUACCAAUACGAAGAGCUAGCAAAACGCUACCAAAUCCUGGUCCAAGCUUAUGAAGACCAAUGCAACGCUGUCGGUUUGUGUGACAAACGCCUGGACCAAUGGCGAGAACGCGCGACCUCAACGCAGGCGCAUCUCACGCAUGCGCACAAAACACUCAUAGCUGUCGGAGAAAAAUACAUUGCACUCAAGAACAAAUGUAAAGAGAAAAAAAACUGGUACAAAGAGCAGUUAGCAGCCAUGAAGCAGUCUCUUCAUGACAUGAUGGAAGCCACAACUCGAGCGCGAAUGAAGUUCGACGCAAGACUAGAAUACUGCAUGGCCAAUGAACACGACGCUGAUGCUGCACUUCUACUUUAUGAAGUAAGUAGGCAAACCAUCCGCAGAUGCAACCUUUUAUUUCUUGAGAAUAUGCGUCUGAAAGCGAUCAUUGAGGAGCUUGUGCCCGGUGCAGUGAAUUGGAAAAGUUAAACAUUUUUCGAUUUCGACAUUUAUAUGUUUAAUUACUUAAUUUAAAUAGAUAUUAAACAAGCUUUUGAUAGAAAAAUGAUUUUAUUUCUUUGUACACUAACACUUUUAUUAUAAAAAUUGGUGUAAAAGUAGGUCAGAUGCCUACUAAUGUAAUUAUGUAAACAUGUAACCAUUAUUACACACAAGAUUAGGUACUAUAGUAAAAUUAUUUACUUACAAUAUUUGUAUAGAUUGGCACAUUAGGUAAUU